CUCUCUUCUUUACAGGCUUCGUUUGUUCAUUCAAUUUCCUAUUUUGCGUGUAUACGACACUGUCAAAUGUAUUAAUCUGUCGUGUAUGACAGUAGAUUCAGGUAUUCAUUCGAGAAACGAGAUUUUUGUAAAUUUUUAAUAUGUACCUAAUUAAAUAUAAAUAGGUAAUAUCAGUUUCAUUUUAUAUUUUGUGUAAAGGUUUUUUGCGGUUGGUUGUAGAGUGUGUUUUGUCCAAGAAAUAAAUACGUGUUUCUGAUUUUGUACAUUUGUGUACUUAUUAUAAUUUACUGACUAUGUAAUUAUCUAAAUACAGUAUAAGAUUUAUUGCCUUUUUUGUAUAAGUAAUUUAAUAUCAACAAUAAAAUAGUAUUACGAUUAAAAUUAAGCUAAAUUUGAAAUUGUUUACAAUAAUGGACAAAAAUUCAGAAGGUAACCAAUCAUAUAACAAAAGAUAUAUAUCAUCAAGUCAAAAGAUCGAAGCUAAAUAUAUUAAUUUUAUUAUGCUAUUGGACGAUCAGAUAACAAGAAAUUUAAAUGCCGCAGGAGUGGAAACUAGGCCUGUGAAAACAAAUGGACUGUGGUGUUGUUUUCUACUGCCAGUUGUGUUAACAUUUUACAUUCUGCUAUACAAUGUAUCGCCACUGUAUAAACUUGUGACCUAUAUGUCAUAUGGUCUUUUAUUCUAUUCAAUUCUAUUCAUAGUCUUCAUCUCUAUAUCAUCAGUGGUAAUAAAAGAAUCAACCUAUGGAGGAUGUGUAGCCUCAAGUCUUGUGUCAGCAUUAUUUCUCUAUUCAUUCUUAGGACAAGACUUGAUUUUCUCCCUAAUGGUUGUCUCUGUGCCGGUGGUGAGCUGGUACAGUUACAUGCUAAGACAGGCUCUGAUCAGGUGUCCACGAACAUUCACUAUAGGAGAGGCCAUGAUAGUCAUACAGGGGAUCGUACUGUUUGGUUUAAUGGGCCUGGCAAAACUAUUUAGUAAUCUCGAUGACACAAACGAGGAAACAGAUUUCAUUAAUGUUAUUAUCUAUACAGUCUUGUCAACGGUGGGCAUAAUCAUUACGUUGCUGUAUUUAUUGACUGAUGAACAACGGAAUAUCCAAAAUUUGGCGAAAAUAUUUGGUGCAGGAGCUGUAUUUGCAUUAAUCAUAUUACAUUCUGUUCUCGGUGCCAGUUUUAUGCUGAAGUUUUGGAAUUAUAUCUUUAUGCAUGAAAAUAGGGUUCAAAUAUUCUGUUUCUGGUUAUCUCUGGUAAUCAUAGCAGUGCUAGUGCUGCUGUCCCGGACAAAGUUGGCGGUAAAAGCGAAUACGGUGACCCGCAAGUCUUUUCACAUACUGGCGUCGUUGGUGUUUAUGUCCGGGAUACUUCUUGACGUCAACUUGAUAACACUCGCUGCUGGCAUUGGACUCGGACUCUUGGUGCUGGUUGAAGCAUUAAGAAAAUCAAGGAUUGAACCAAUAUCUUCCGCUCUGCAAUCGGCUUUCUUGGUGUACAGUGAUGAAAAGGACUGUGGCAGCUUCGCCAUGACCCCCUUGUACUUGUACGCGGGGCUGGCGUGCCCGCUUUUAUUAGUGCCACAGCAUGCGGGCGUUGAGCUCGAGCUGCUGAGCGGUGUGUUGGCCAUCGGCGUCGGCGACACCGCUGCCAGCUGGUUCGGCUCGCAUUACGGCUUCAACAAAUGGACAGGAAGUAAUAGAACAUUAGAAGGCACAGCUUUUAAUAUUUUGUCACAAGUGGCUACAGUUUACGCUUUGGAACUCUUUGAACUGUUGCAAGGGAACAACGCUUUAAUCCGUACAGUUGUGGCGGCGACGGUAACUGGCCUAGUGGAAGCGAAAACUGAUCAAGUUGAUAACUUAAUCCUACCUUUAGUUUCACUCAUAGCCUACCAAGCGACUUGGUUCAUAUGUUGAUCGGCAAAAGGUGCUCUUUACGACUCUGUAAGGAUUCCAUAAGCAUUUAUUAAUCAUUCCUUUUAGAUAAUAUGUUUUGUUAUUUAUUUUACUACCGUAAAUGGACUGAUACGUUAUAGCCUAUUGAAGCUUAUAUUAUAUUAUAAAUUAAAAAUAUUAAUUAAAAUUUAAUAAUAUUAAAUAAAACUAGUAUGAAUGAAUGGAAAAAUUUUAACAUUAUGAGCCACUACUUUGCGGUAGAUGGCGUUAUAGCUAAACAGUAAAAUAUUGUCUACUUAUAAUAUUAUCAUGGAAUUAUUAUUAUUAUUUUUAUUUUAAAUUUAGGAUAUCUCGGCUUAAAACCGGUUUUACAGGUGUACACGGGCCUAAGCCAAGUGCAUAACUGUGUGCUAUUUUUUUUGUAUAAAUGUAAUUUGUCUGGUAAUCUGUUAUUAUUCUAUUAUAGCUUUAUCAUGGAAUUAUCAAAACUAAAUUAAUCGAUUUUGUUAUUAUAUGAUUUGGAAAUUGUAGUUAUUUUUUCAAUAGAUUUUUACUUAAACUAGCAAACAAGUUGACCAACCACCUGGUGGAAAGUGGUAACCGUAGAUUUAAAUAUAGAUUUUAAAUUGUCAUUAUAUGUCGACCAAUAACCCAGUUUUAGAGGCCACUUAUAACUGUUGAUUAUAUGGCGUUAUAUUAUGGAUCUCAUUAUUUUAUCUAAAGUCCUUGUUUGUUUAUAAAAGAAAACAACAAACCUCCAUGUGCUAAUGUCUAUAUUCAACAAUUUAUUUAUGGUACUAAUAUAUUUAUAGUAGUAUAAAUAUUAAUUAUUAAAUUGGAAUUGUGAUAAAAAGUAUAGGCUAAACAUAGAAAUAUAUAUAGAUAAAUAUGGAAAUAUUUUUUUUAAAUAUACCUUAUUGUUAAAAUUAUUUUUGAAAAGAAAAUGCCAAAGAACUGGGAAUGUACUGUUGUUUUUAGAGAUUACUUAUUGAUUGUGAGCUGUAUACUAGAAGAUUCCAUAUCAUAUUUAUUAUUUUCAUGACUGGAAUUAUUUGUAUUUUAUACAUACCUAUACUUAUUUACAAUUGUUACAAAUUGACAAUAUGUUUUUACUUUUAUAAAAUAAAAAGAAAACUUAAAA
Messenger RNA from Galleria mellonella (greater wax moth), 3030 nucleotides. RefSeq names its product dolichol kinase (gene Dolk). Gene Ontology annotation, cellular component: endoplasmic reticulum membrane. The record is from RefSeq and is a predicted model, not a curated record. The transcript has 9 exons. The coding region runs from base 411 to 1910 and encodes 499 amino acids. Gene Ontology annotation, biological process: dolichyl monophosphate biosynthetic process. Lineage: Eukaryota; Metazoa; Arthropoda; Insecta; Lepidoptera; Pyralidae. Gene Ontology annotation, molecular function: dolichol kinase activity.